UGGUGGCAAUACAGUCUUCUUUAAAAUAAUGUUACAGUGUCUCUUUGACAGCUAGAUUAACAGCUAUAACCCAAACUAAAUUUAAACAUUAGACACUGAGACAAUAUAACGUUACAGUUAUUUGUAGAUAGCCCCUAUAUGGUCAAGUAGUCUGGCUUGUUCUGAUGUCGCGAUACGUAACCCAACAACCCCGCAAUGCGUACUGGAUAAUGUCGUUUUCUGGUGCAUGGUUUUUCAGUUAAGGACAUUUCAUGUAUGAGGUAGGCAAACUACAAGCUCUGAAAACCAACGGUCUGACAAAAGGAACAAGAGGAAAUGUUUUCAGGAAGUGCUCAAUGUCUGCAGACGUAAAUAGUAUUUAGCCAUCUAGCAUGUUAGGUUAGGAACAGUAGCUAGGUAGCUACACAUAAUAAAUUCAUUUUACAUUCAGUGAAGAAAUGCCCCUUCUUAUUGAAAACCACAAAAUUGAACGGACAAGUACAACGGCAGAAUUCUUCGCCAAAUAUCCACUUUUGCAGGAAAAUGCUGAAGCAUUCCGCGCGAAAGCGCUUGUGAAUGUCGACCCCAAGUGCCUCCUCUAUGUGCAACAGAGGGAAUUUGCAGCCACGACCCCAGCUGAUAACUCAGUUUCUGUUAUUGGAUCUGAUGAUGCAACAACCUGCCACUUGGUAUUAGUUCGACAUACAGGAAGUGGAGCAGCUUGUUUGGCACAUUGUGAUGGGUCUAGCACAUGGAGUGAAGUUCCUCUCAUUGUGAAAGCAGUCACCACUCUGAGCAGCCAAACCAAGGAGGGCAGGCUAGAGCUGCACCUUGUUGGUGGCUUUGAUGAUGAGUCCAACACAUCCCACAGCCUGAGCUUAAGUCUUUUGGCGGCCUUCCAGAAACAGAAAGAAGACAUUCACUUGGUAACGUGCUGCAUUACAGGUGCAUUACCUUUUUUCCUAUUCUCUUUUGAGUGUAUUUAUUUUCUUAAGGCCUGCAAUCUGAAGGGUUGCUCUUCUGCCCUCACAGAACUGAACGACAUUUUAACAGAAGGGAUUCACAGGCCGGUUGUAUACGGAAUAGGAGUCAAUGUUAAGACCGGUGAGGUGUUCCCAGCCUCGUUCCCAUGCCGAGGGCCAGCUGAGGAGCUGCGCUCAGCUCGAACCUUCACAGGGGGCCAGAUGGCUGACAUCUAUGAUUCUAGUAAACAGCAAGUGAAAAUUGGCCCAUGCAAAUGGUCACCCAAUAGGGAUAUUAAAUUCUGGCUGACACAGGAUGACGAUACAAUAUUGAAGUAUUUGUCGACGUCCCCUCUGGCUGAGCCACCUCACUUCGUGCCGCACAUCAAGACCACAAUCCAGUUUCUCUUGGACCACCCCAACCCGGACAGCCUCUUCCAGAAAGGGCAGCCCCAGCAGUUCCGCAGGACAGAGCAAGGAGACUGGGAGAGGGUGGCUUAGCAGUAGAGCCUCCCUCUUCGGGGGAAUGCGGAACACUGCUUUACGUCCCCCAGCACCUGGAGUCACUGUGACCCUCUCUCACUGAAACGGAGGGAAAUCCCAUAAGUCAUAAAGAUUCCCUCCUCCCUUUUCAGAUUAUUCUUUUUUUUGUGGCUUUGAUUUUUUGGGACUGAUUGAAAGCUGUGUGAAUUUUUGUCAGAUUUUAACAAACCUUUGAGCUCUAGCAUAUGGCUCAGUUGACACAGCAUACUACCCUAAAAAAGAAAUGGGACAAGCCUCCACGGGUACUAGAGGUGUUUUCUUUUUGUAUUCUCGAGUUAAAAGUCUGGACAGUUUAAUUACCAUUGCGGUCCCUCUGAUUGUGUUUUAAAUUCCUCGGACCCAUAAUGUUCUUAUUAAUUCUACUUUAUAUGUGUUUUCAGGAAAGACAAAGGAAUUAGAGAGAUUAUGUACACUUCAGACAAUGGAUGUUUUCUAAUUAAGUUAUCUGGAGAACCAGCAUGGUAUAUUGACAGUGUGAAAGGGUUGAAGAUAUAAAUUACACAUGUUCACAUACAACAACAUAAGAUGUUUUCUGUAAGGAUGUCCAGCAUGAAAAGAAUGCAUGCUACACAGUGGGAAACUAGCAUUCAAUGACUGAGGGCCAUACAAAUACAGUUUAAGCUGCAGUUUAAUUCAAUUAACUGGAUUCCAGUAGUUCUCUCUCUUUCAAAAUAACAUUUUCAAGGGCACUGGUUCUUAAAGAGCUUUGGGAAGAAAUAAAUUACAAAUGUAUAAACAACACUACAACAAUCAUAGGUUUGGACAAGAUUAUUUAAACAAGAAAAAUGCUGUAAAGUAAAAUAUCAAGACAAAUAAAACACUCACAGUAUAUAUUAAAAUCAGCAAGAUAUUUUCUGUGUAAAUAAGGAUUCUUCAUUGCACCUAACAUACAAAAGCAUAAAAUGUAUAAAAAGGAAGACCCUCAAAAUCUGAAAGUACUUUAAAAAUUGCACUUCCUUAAAGGAAAAUGAACCGAAAUAUACGUUAAAAGAAAAAAUGUCAUGAAACCCAAUCACAUUCCAUGUAAAUCUGUCUUGAGUAUCAGUGUGCAGAGAGCAGACAUUGCUGUGAGCUUAACCCAGAUCCAUGUUUAAAUGCCAUUGCACUUGACGUGCAUCCAUGUUUGAAUGGCACCCCUCUUAUGUCUCUGGUAUGAGACCUCAGCAGUAGUAACUGAUGUGCUUACACAGCCAAGUUUUAGCCUAUGCCAUAUAUCGUUUACCUGAAUGUGAGAAAGUCACACAAUAAAUCUUAAAGACUUGUCAAGA
This is a messenger RNA of Anguilla rostrata (American eel), 2752 nucleotides long. It is a transcript of the gene ntan1, whose product is annotated as N-terminal asparagine amidase. The record is from RefSeq and is a predicted model, not a curated record. The transcript has 9 exons. Gene Ontology annotation, biological process: ubiquitin-dependent protein catabolic process. Gene Ontology annotation, molecular function: protein-N-terminal asparagine amidohydrolase activity. The coding region runs from base 438 to 1442 and encodes 334 amino acids. Gene Ontology annotation, cellular component: nucleus. Lineage: Eukaryota; Metazoa; Chordata; Actinopteri; Anguilliformes; Anguillidae.